Cajanus cajan (pigeon pea) is the source of this 1145-nucleotide messenger RNA. It is a transcript of the gene CDF1, whose product is annotated as cell growth defect factor-like protein (DUF3353). The record is from RefSeq and is a predicted model, not a curated record. Gene Ontology annotation, cellular component: chloroplast membrane. Lineage: Eukaryota; Viridiplantae; Streptophyta; Magnoliopsida; Fabales; Fabaceae.
AUUUUAAAAGAAAUGAGAAGGGGUUUGUAGUGUAAGUUAUGGCACGCGUGCGUACCUAGCAGUAGCAGGCAGUGGGGUUACACACACCGGAAUACACAAGUAAUCUGCUAUUACUUAUCGUUAUUCGUUUCUUCUUCUUCGGUGGAACCAAACGAAGAAGACGCCCCGUUUUGCCUCUGCUUCUCUACCAUGCUCUUCAAUUAGGGUUAGGGCGUUGUUCUUGUUUUCGCUCCGUUAAUUGCAACAUGGUUGCUCUUUCGCUCUCAGCUCCCAACUUCUCCACCGCUUUUCUCGCAAAGAAACUGCCCCUCCGAGAACACUCGGUGACCAAUUCAUUUCGCACUAAAUGUGCGGUGGACACGCCCUAUGGAGGUAAUGUACAAAAAUUUCCUCGAAGCAAUGUCUUGGAUCCUUACCGACGCCUUGGUAUUAGCCGUGAUGCUUCUGAAGAAGAAAUUUGGGGAUCGAGAAAUUUUUUGUUGCAACAAUAUGCUGGACAUGAGAGGAGUGAAGAGUCAAUAGAAGCGGCUUUUGAAAAAAUAUUGAUGGCAAGUUUCAUACAGAGGAGGAAAACAAAAAUUAAUUUGAAAAGCAAGUUGAAAAAGAAAGUAGAAGAGUCUCCACCAUGGGUGAAAAACUUGCUAAACUUUGUUGAACUUCCACCAACUGAAAUUAUCCUCAGAAGAUUGUUUCUCUUUGGCUUCAUGGGUGGCUGGAGUAUUAUGAAUUCUGCUGAAACUGGACCUGCUUUUCAGGUGGCAAUCUCUUUGGCUGCCUGCAUAUAUUUUCUCAACGAGAAGACAAAGAGCUUGGCUAGAGCAUUCAUUAUUGGGUUUGGAGCUUUAGUGGCUGGAUGGAUCUCUGGUUCGGUGCUGGUACCCAAUAUUCCAUCUAUGUUGCUGCGCCCAACUUGGACACUUGAGCUCUUAACGUCAUUGGUAGUUUAUGUGUUCUUGUUCAUUGCUUGUACUUUUCUCAAGUGAAGUGGCAACUAUUCUUUCAAAGUUUUAUUCGGUGAUGAGUUUAUAGGAGAUCAAACUCAACUUUUUUUAAGCUAGCUAAAUUGUUUAUUGUGGUGCUUUUUAUGAAAAGAAUUGUUUGAGUUGGCUAAGCCUUAAUUCCUUAUCUAAAUUUCGAUUGGUUUC